AUGACUCAUGUCAUGCUGUUCCAGAGGCCUGGGUGCAAACAGUGAUCCCAUCAAGCUCUCAAGUGACAGAGGAGUCAUCGAGAAGUGAUGCUGAGCCCAAAUCACAAACAACCAUCAGCUCAUCUAUCCCUUUGCCGGGCAGUAUUAUGGACUACAUGGAUGAGCUGCAAAUGCAUCCUCCAUGUGCUGCAAAAAGUGCUGCCAUUGUUGAGGAAGCUGGAUGUGGUGAAAUUGGGCAGGGACAAUCUUGGUUGAACAAACUGAGCUUCAACAAGAACAAGCUCUCAUUUGUAACAUGCCUGAAUGAAAGGAAAGGAAACAAAACUGCACAAAAAGGUCACCCCAGUGCUCCUAGAGUGCUCUUUCAUGACAAUCAACUGGAUGGAUGCCUGUCCAACGAAGAACAGCUUUACAUUCCAUACAGACUAGCAAAAUUAUAUAUUACCAAGAUUGCUAAAGACAUGCAUCAGAUGAAAAUUGGGUACACGAAGGCAAUCAAAGAGCUGGAGCAUGUAGGAAAAGAAAAUCAGGAACAAGCUAUGUUGGCUCUGAAAAAUCAGUAUAGCAACAAAAUGAAGAACUUGCGAGCUCAGCUGGAGGCCUAUCAAGAGACAGUAGACAAGAAAAACCAAUACUGGCAAGACACAACAAAGAAACUGAAGGAAGAAAAUAGAAUACUGAGACAAGAGAAAGAAGAGCUGGCAAAUCAGAUCACACUGCAGAAGGAAAAAUGGGGUGAUGAAAAGGCUUGGCUGCUCAAGAGCACUACUCAGAAGCUAGACUGCCUGCAUAACCAGCACACCUUAACUAUUGAAGAACUUCAGAGGAGUAGAGUAAACCUUGAAAAAGUGGAGAAAAUUGUAGAUUUUCAAAUGGACUUACCCUGUGAUCAACGAAGGGCAUUAAUUAUAUCAGAUGAGAUAACAGAAAAAGGAAUCACAGACCAUAAUGCAGGGGUGGAAAAGUCUAAUGUCACAACACAGGAGUCAGAGACUACAGAGCCUGCUCAAAGGUCUACAUCUGUUGUGGUGGAGAUGGAGGAAGCGCAUAAUGGUUUGCCACAAAAGAAACUUCUGUUGGAAGUGAAAGCCACCUUGGAGCUGGUCAAAGGGUCUUUACACAAACGGGAGACAGAGAUCAGUGAACUUCUGCAAAAUGGACAUUGGUGUAACUCUCAAAUUACAGAUAUGUUGUUGACAGAGUCUACUGUAUAUUAGCUAGUGAAGAUACAUUUGCUUAGUUAAGACACAGACCAGAUAUGGGCUGAUGCUUCUAUCCUAAAUGCUCUUUGGACUAGGAUUUAGUUUACACUGUCUGUCUCUAAUAGUGGGCAAAACUGGUCUCUGAACACAGAUCCACACCAGACAUUUAAAGCACAUGACUUCUCCAAAUAUCCAGAACUAUAGUUUACACUCAUAGAGCUACAAUUCCAAACACCCUUAACAACACCCUACAGAUCCUAGGAUUCUUUGGAGGGAAGGUUUAAAGUUUUAAAUGUUUGGUGUGGAUCUGCCCUAAAACGAAACAGGAAUGUUCUGCUCCCUCACCAUCUCCAUGAACUGGGUGAGAGCCAGAGCAUUCCUCAAAGCAUUGCCGCUUGUCUUCUCUGCCCUGGGGGUGGGAAGAUGAGCAGCAAUGUCACGUGCUGGAACACCUCCCUCUUGCCUGGGAGGGGGUGCUGCAGCAGCAGCAGUGGGGCAGGCGGGGCGCCGCCUCUUGCGCUUCUACUGCCUGAAGCAGGUGCUUCCCCCUCCCUCAUCGGUGGGCCAGCUCUGUGAGCAUGGACCCAAUGAAAUUACUAAGCAUGACUAAGUUAGAUUCAGUGAGUUUACUCUUCCCAUGCAUUUAAAGCACUACUUUAUCACUUUAACGAUCAAGGCUUCUCCUAGGGAAUCCUGGGCGCUGUAGUUUGUUAAGGUGCUGAGAAUUGUGAAGAAGUGCCUAUUCCCUUUACAGAACUACAAUCCCCAGAGCACUUUAACAACUGAAAAUUUUGCAAUGCAAAGUACCCUAUGCAAAUUAGCCUAAUUUGCACAGGAAAAUUAUCCUGUUCAAAAUUUCUCAGAAAACCUGCUUCAAUGUUCUAAACAGAGCACAUAAAGACAGUGGUGUGGCGUGGGUUGUCAGCA
Messenger RNA from Podarcis muralis (Common wall lizard), 2129 nucleotides. Lineage: Eukaryota; Metazoa; Chordata; Lepidosauria; Squamata; Lacertidae. The record is from RefSeq and is a predicted model, not a curated record.